Molecule: messenger RNA, 3458 nt
Organism: Nematolebias whitei (Rio pearlfish)
Lineage: Eukaryota; Metazoa; Chordata; Actinopteri; Cyprinodontiformes; Rivulidae
Gene: uspl1
Product: ubiquitin specific peptidase like 1
Exons: 8
Biological process (GO): protein desumoylation; Cajal body organization
Cellular component (GO): Cajal body
Molecular function (GO): SUMO binding
Source: RefSeq, a predicted model, not a curated record
AUGGUUUUGUUCUUUGAAUGGCACCAGAUAGCAGUGGAGCCGAAGAAUAGCCACAGCUGUGUGCCCAUGACUGGUGAAGACACUGGUUUGGAGCCUUUGGCCUUGCCACUGGCGGGGUAUUUGGGAAAAGUUCAGGAAAGAGCUGAAUCACUGGAGUAUUGUCCUUGGUGUACUUCAAAGGGCUUCAGUUACGCUCUGCGCUCUUAUCACAUCAACCUCCAGGAGUCCAUCACUCUUUGCACCAACCCACAGUGCCUUUUCCCUCUGGUCACCAGGCCCUUGGAGGAUGUUUUGUCUAGUUUGGUUCCCACUGUGGGCACUAAACGAAAAAAUACCUUGGAAUUAGAAAAAGACAUGAUUGGAACUCCAUUUAAACGUCUACGAUCAAGCAAAGUUGCCAGUCUCGAGUUGCAACAACAAUUAGAGCGUGGCUCUGUGAAUCUUCCUACAAAUGACCUCCAUCCAACACCAAAGGCUCAAAGUGAAAAUGUUGAUGGAAACCACAAGAAGUGUGUGGAUACAGAAACAGAAAGCUGGGGUACACUUCAAGACAAAGACGUUGCUCCUUCUACAGGCUCAGCCCCUUUUGAACACUCGUCAGACGUUUUGUUAAACGGUAAUGGAGUUGAGCCCUUUCGCUCUCUUCCCCUUGAUGUCAAUGGUACAUCUGAGAAUGGCUUUAAGGAAAAAGGUCUUCCUGUUUUGAAUGGAUCCAGCAGACAAGGUCCUAGUGAGGACUUUUCAACCAAUAUUGAAUUUCUGAUGACUCCGUGCGGUGAGCAGACGACAUCCACAGAAGAGAAAUCAGCGAUUGCAGCAUUCACUAGCCAUGGAGACGCAGAUGGAAUCAGUUCUGAGGAUUUGUCUUGUUUUUCACCGAGACCGUCGAAAGAGUUUGUACCCGUUCCAAAACAGCUGCUUUGGAAGAACAGUGACAACCUGUGUUGGCUGGAUUCACUGCUUGCUGCUUUGGUGAACUGUAAAACUUUAAGAAGAUGUAAACCUAAAGAUGAGCCUCCUCACUCGCCUGUGUGGCAGUUGAUAAAAGGAUAUGAAGACAUUUGUGCUGCCGUCCAGGUGCACCAACAAACUGGAGGAGAUGGUGUUGUAAGUGUGCCAAGUCAUGUGCUGCAAAAAGCUGAUGUUGAUCUGCAGAGUCUCAGGAUGUCAGUCUUCAAUCUGCUGCAGCCCAAACUGCACUGCAUUCUGGGUCAAAGGGAAACUCCAGUGUUUGCCAUGCCUCUGCUUCUCACAAUGGACUCCUGGGUGGAGCAUCUUUUCCAGUCCACCUUUCACUGGGAGUUCAAGUGCAGCGAAUGUGAAGUUGUCACAAAAGAAAGGGUUGUGAAACAAAACCCAUUUCAUAAUACCUUACCUUGAUGGUUUAUUGAACUAAACUUCUGCUUCAUGUUAUGUAGCGUACCUCCAGUGUUUGCUCUGCACUUUGUGGAGGGGCUUCCUGACUGUGAUGUCACUACGUUCACCUUCAACAUCCAGGGGAAGCGUUACUCUGUCACCACCGUCAUCCAGUACAACCAUCAACUCAAGCACUUUGUCACCUGGAUUUGUAACGACGGUGCUUGGCUGGAAUAUGACGACUUAAAUCAUACGGACUUUAAAACCCAUCAGGAGCUGCAGAUCCCUGCUCAUGAGAUGCAUGUGGUCUUCUGGGAGGUAGAGGAGGAUGCAGACCCCCCUGCCGGUUCUCCACUGAACACAUUCGCUGAACAGCCUGCACCUGAGAAGGAAAGAACCCCAAGUUUACAUAUUCGAAGAGCCGAUGAGUCAUUGGAUCGGCCUCAAGAUCAGUCUCUUCCUACGCUUCACAAUGACCCCAACACUGUAGGUGCGCUCACAGAAGAUCUGAUGGACGCUGCAGCUCCAGCUGACACCUCAAUAGGGUCUACAACUCUGCUCGACGCUUUUGAAGGUCUUAGCCACAACGACGUCAUCACUCUCACUCUAGUGGCAGUCGAUCCAGCUGAUUCAGGAGCGCAGCUCUUAAACGACAAACAGCCAACACAAGACGCAAGUGCUCCUACGAGCAAUGAAAGGCCGGAGCCUUCACCAGACAGCUCCCUCCCUGCAGCAGGUGGCGACGUGUGUCAUCUCGCCGACGUCGAGCCUCCUGAGUCAGUCGACAGCUCGUCCACCGAUGCAGCGUCAACGCCUGCUGCCAAAAGAGGACGACGGAGAGGAACGAGACAAAAGAAAACCAUCAGCAAGCAGAGAGGUAAAAAGGCGGCGAUGUCAGAAGAAGCUCCCCAAACCUCACCGCCCGCCCCCUCAGAGCUCCCCAUCGCACUCAGUCAGGAAACCACUGGUUCUGCUGCUCAGGACAACACAUUGUCCAGUGAAGUUGCACAGCAAGCAUCCCCCACGGCUUCAACUGACACCUCACCUCUGUCCACUAGCCAGAAAAGUCCUCCCUUAGAUUAUAACGCUCGCUGGUCCUUCCUGCUGAGCAAGCACCCUCUAAAUAAGUCCACAUCCAACCCCACACCCACACAGAGAACCUCUUCAGGCAUUGAAGUGAAGUCCUUCCAACCGAUCCACUCUACUCCCAAUCUCACAAAGAUACAAAUGAUUCCUUCAGAACUUCCUAAACCUCAGCUCAUCACAACGGACAUUAGGGGUCUCCCACCAAAAGCUGCAGAAAUGUACGGUGGCUUUGGCACAAAGAGCUCCGCCAACCUCAGUCCGCUACCAUCCCCUCCCCUGUCCAACGGUAAUGCAAAACUGUCUCAAACUAUCCCUGCAAAGCACCUAGCACCCCCCCUGGUGAUGCCCAUAAAUAAACACAGUUACUCCUCCAAGGUUCCUCCAGGUCUCAGUGAAACUGAAGCCCUCAGAUACAAACUAAUCAAGAAGCUGAAAGCGAAGAAAAAGAAGCUCGCGAAGCUGAACCAGCUGUUGGGUAACCAGGAUCGCCUCCAACCGGACAGCACUGCGCUGAACUCCCCCAGCACCGUUGCCUCCAGUAUCUACGACAGCUCGGGGGGCAAUGACUUCCUGUCGGAUCUGCUGUCGCCAGCAACGACAGCCAGCAACCUUUCACCAGACAGCACCGGCUUCUUAGAGAUGCUGGUCGGUGGACAGGAGGGGGCGAACAACGUGCAUGCUGUCAGUGCAGCAGGUGCAGCGUCGCAGACUCACUAUAGGACAAAUGUGCCAGAAAGUGAAAACUUCCUGGAUGACUUCCUUAUUCAGUGCGGCUUUGAGGCCAACUGACAGAAAUCAAAGCUCUGGGUGUGGUCGAACUUUUUCUGUUUAACCUGUGGUGCUAGAUAUCAUCAGCAAGCACCAAUAAACCUUAAGGAAACAUACACAUCUCAUCUGUAUGUCUCAUGGUACAUAUACGUUGAUGUUCGGAAAGAACGUUGAAGUUUGUUAUAAGUGGUAUAAUGGAAAUGUGUUUUUUUAAUUUUUCCAUGAUAUUGCACUUUAUUACUGUAAUA